This is a messenger RNA of Striga hermonthica, 960 nucleotides long. The record is from the annotation of a GenBank genome assembly. NCBI's taxonomy places the organism in Eukaryota, Viridiplantae, Streptophyta, Magnoliopsida, Lamiales, Orobanchaceae.
AUGUUUCUUCAUGCCGCUAUCGCUCCAAUCCUAGCCCUUACCGUGUUUCGACUCGGCCCCGUCGUCCACGUGCACGAGUUGUCGAUCGAAAAGCUUGACCUCAUGAGCUGUUCCAACGCGACCCUAAACGUCGUCAUUUGGAUUCUCCAUCCGUCGGCAUUGAGCAAGUUCGACGAGAUUAUGAGAGUCUCAAUGGGGAAAAAAGUAGUCGUCUUCUUGGAUUACGACGGCACUUUAUCGCCAAUUGUUGACGACCCGGACAGUGCUUUCAUGACAGAUGAGAUGAGAGAAGUUGUGAGGGAAGUGGCGAGAUUUUGUCCGACCGCCAUAGUUAGUGGGAGGAGCUCGGCUAAGGUGUACAACUUUGUGAGAUUGUCGGAGCUUUAUUACGCGGGAAGCCAUGGGAUGGACAUCAAGGGACCAUCAAAAGGACACACAAAAGGAAAUCAGAUUAUCCUCUGCCAGCCUGCCACAGAAUUUCUGCCCAUCAUUCAUGAGGUAGAGAAAUCUUUGUUAGAAGAAAUCAAACACAUUCCAGGAGCAAAAGUUGAGAACAACAAGUUUUGUCUGUCUGUUCACUACCGUUGCGUGGAGGAAAAGAGAUGGGUCGAAUUAGUUGAUAUAGUGAAAUCAGUAAUUAAAGAGUACAAAGAGCUUAGGCUUAGUCAAGGAAGGAAAGUAAUGGAGAUUCGUCCUUUAAUUAAAUGGGACAAAGGAAAUGCACUCGAAUUUUUGCUACAAUCCUUAGGUUUUGCAGAGUCCAAUGAUGUUUUUCCAGUCUACAUAGGCGAUGAUCGAACUGAUGAAGAUGCAUUCAUGGUUUUGAGAGAUAGAGGACAAGGCUUAGGGAUUCUCGUGUCCAAAGGCCCUAAAGAAACAAAAGCCUCCUACACUUUGCAAGAACCAACUGAGGUUAUGCACUUUCUUAAGCGCUUGGUUGAGUGGCACAAAAGAGGCUAA